This is a messenger RNA of Callorhinchus milii (elephant shark), 13241 nucleotides long. It is a transcript of the gene spen, whose product is annotated as spen family transcriptional repressor. The record is from RefSeq and is a predicted model, not a curated record. Lineage: Eukaryota; Metazoa; Chordata; Chondrichthyes; Chimaeriformes; Callorhinchidae. The transcript has 16 exons. Gene Ontology annotation, molecular function: mRNA binding. The coding region runs from base 29 to 12040 and encodes 4003 amino acids. Gene Ontology annotation, cellular component: nucleus. Gene Ontology annotation, biological process: regulation of transcription by RNA polymerase II.
AAAGGAAGCCCCGAUGACUCGCUAAAGGAUGGCACGAGAGACCAGGCACCUCUGGGUGGGGAAUUUACCGGAAAAUGUGCGCGAAGAUAAAAUUAUCGAGCAUUUUAAACGAUAUGGCCGUGUGGAAAGUGUCAAAAUUCUUCCCAAAAGGGGCUCAGAGGGUGGAGUGGCAGCCUUUGUGGAUUUUGUGGACAUCAAAAGUGCACAGAAAGCACACAAUUCUGUCAACAAAAUGGGCGACAGAGAUCUACGGACGGAUUACAAUGAGCCUGCCACUAUUCCCAGUGCUGCUCGGGGAUUAGAUGAUACCGUUCCCAUAGGAACUCGUACUAGAGAGGUUUCAGGGUUCAGGGGAGGUGGUGGGGGGCCAACAUAUGGACCACCACCAUCACUACAUGGACGGGAAGGACGUUAUGAACGGAGACUUGAUGGGGCUUCUGAUAACAGGGAGCGUACUUAUGAUCACAGUGCCUAUGGACACCACGAUCGUACAGCGGCAGGGUUUGAUCGUCCCAGACAUUAUGAACAGGAUUAUUUUAGAGACCCUCGGGAUCGAACUAUACAACACAGAGUUUACUAUGGGUCAAGAAGUCGAAGCCCAAGUCGAUUUGAAGCUCAUGAUCCACGAUAUGAACAAAGAGGGAGGGAACAGUUUGCAAUAUCGAGUGUAGUGCACCGGGACCUCUACAGGGAAAAUAUUACACGGGAAGUACGAGGAAGGCGACAGGAAAAAAAUUAUCAGCACAGUAGGAGUCGAUCCCCACAUUCUUCACGGUCAGGAAACCAGUCCCCACAGCGAUCAAGCCAAGCAUCAAGGUCACGUCGGUCUCCCAGUGGUAGUGGGUCUCGGAGUAGGUCAUCAAGCAGUGAUUCAGUGAGCAGCAGCAGUAGUACCAGCAGUGACAGCAGUGAUUCCAGCAGCAGUUCCAGUGAUGAGUCUCCAGCACGAUCAGUACAAUCUGCUGCUGUACCCGCACCACCAACCCAGCUCGCACCCUCGAUGGAAAAGGAUGAACCACGAAAGAGCUAUGGCAUCAAAGUUCAAAAUCUGCCGGUCCGUUCUACUGUGGGACUAACUACAGCUGAUUUUACAAAACUGAAAGCAGACACAAGCCUUAAAGAUGGCCUUUUCCAUGAAUUUAAGAAGUAUGGUAAAGUAACAUCUGUGCAGAUUCAUGGUGCAUCUGAAGAUCGCUAUGGACUAGUGUUUUUUCGACAACAAGAAGACCAGGAGAAAGCUAUGAAUGCAUCAAAGGGGAAGUUAUUCUUUGGCAUGCAGAUUGAAGUGACUGCCUGGACAGGCCCAGGUCCCCUUGCAGAAACGGAAAGUGAAAAUGAAUUUCGACCUCUGGAUGACCGAAUAGAUGAGUUUCAUCCGAAAGCUACAAGGACACUAUUUAUUGGAAACUUGGAGAAAACCACAACCUAUGGAGACCUUCGAAAUAUUUUCGAGCGAUUUGGGGAGAUUGUGGACAUUGACAUCAAGAAGGUAAAUGGAGUUCCUCAAUACGCUUUCCUACAGUACUGCGACAUUGCAAGUGUCUGCAAAGCCAUCAAGAAAAUGGACGGCGAGUACCUAGGAAAUAACCGGCUCAAGGUCAGCAAGGAGAAAUACAGUCAUUUGCUUAUCAGGAAUAUUCACUUAUCAGGAGUUCACAGUGAAAUAUUACUGGGAUUUGGAAAGAGUAUGCCCACUAACUGUGUCUGGCUGGAUGGUUUGUCUUCAAACAUCACUGAACAAUACUUAUCCAGACAUUUCUGUCGUUAUGGACCCGUGCUCAAGAUUGUAUUGGACCGACAGAAAGGAAUGGCUUUGGUGUUAUAUGAUGAAAUUGAAUGUGCCCAAACAGCAGUGCAGGAGACCAAGGGCAGGAAGAUUGGCGGAAAUAGAAUAAAGGUGGAUUUUGCUAAUCGUGAGAGUCAGCUAGCUUUCUACCGAUCCAUGGAAGUUUCCGGGCAGGACAUGCGGGAUUUAUAUGAAAUCUUUGCUGAGAGAAGGGAGGAACGAAGGGGAUCUUUCCAUGAAUAUCCAGCAGAUCGUCCUUACUUUGAAGCUGUCAGGGGGCCUGCUGCUGUAUUCCCUGAAGACCCACGCAGAGAUUAUCGUGCACGGAGUAGAGAUUUUUAUGAGUGGGAUCCUUAUCAGGCUGAAUACUAUGAUCCUCGAUAUUAUGAAGAUCCCCGGGAUUAUAGAGAUUACAGAGACCCUUACGAGCAGGAUAUAAGAGAGUACAGUUACAGACAGCGGGAACGGGAAAGAGAGCGAGAACGUUAUGAAACGGAUCGCGAUCACGAAAGACGAACCUGUGAGCGGAGUCAAAGCCCAACGCACUCACGGAGAGCCCAGAGUCGCAGUGCGUCACCAACACAGUCUGAGAGACAUCAAAGUGAUAGUGUAGACUCUGAACGCAGACUGUACAGUCGCUCUUCGGAUCACAGUGGUAGCUGCAGCUCUCUAUCACCACCUCGAUACGAGAAGACUGAUAAACCAGACAAAAUUCGAGUCGAGCGUUACGACAAAAAUGAAAAGGAUCGGCUGUUUGAACCUGAGAGAACUGACAAACGAGCCCCAAGAAAGGAGAAAGUGGAGAAAGUGGACAGGUCCAAACAAAAACCUGAAAAGCCUGAAGUAGAGAAAUUAGACAAGAAAGAGAAAAAUGAAAAGCCCAAAAUCCGCAAAGUAAAAGCCCCGUCUCCAAGCUCCCCCUCGUCUGAAACCGAUCAAGAUUUGGACAAGGAUCUCAGCCCCGAUGCUCAAAAAAGUAAAACAAAACCAGGGAAAGAAAAGGUAGAGAAAGAAGGAACGUCAAAGAAUCGUUUGGAUUUAAAUCCAUGUGUGGUUUUAACCCGAGUAAAGGAGAAGGAAGCAAAGGUGGUUGAACCACCUGUUUUAGAGAAACCAAGAGGAAAGCCAGAGAAUGAUGCAGUUAAAUCUCCUUCUGUGGAGCAGAAUAAGGUACAGUUAACUCGACUAGAUCAGACCAAACCUGAGCUGUCAAAAUUGGAACCGAUCAGGCCCAAAGUGCCAAAAGACAAACCACUAGCCAGCCAAAUUGAGAUUGUGGAUAAGGAAGUGAAACUGAAACACAAAAAGAAUCUUAAACCAGAACAGUCUGCUGAAGCACCGAAUGCAAUGGACAUCGACAAACUGGAGGCCAGGAAAAGACGUUUUGCAGAUUCAACUUUAAGAACAGACCGACAGAAGUUGGAGGUUAAACGGGGCAGUCAGGAGGAAGAGGAGCUGCGUCUAGGCCUAAAAAAACAUCCUGAGUUGCCGCCUUCAAUGAGUAAAGAAGGAGAUUUGGAUCGUAGACCUCUGCGGAAAGAAUUGCUCAAAAGAGACCAUAGAAAAGUUAAGCAAGAGAAAAUGAUUCCAGCAUUCACUCCCAGAGAAGGACAAGAGUCUGCCUGUGUUCCUCUGGGGUUUGGCUUGCGGCCCAGCACAGAUGCACAGUCCAGAUUAGGUGAGCCAAAUGAAGAACCAAUUGAGGCUCAAGAAAUUGGAUUGAGGAAAUUAAAUACAGCAAAGGCUCAGAAUAAGGCAGUCGUUCAGCCUUCACCGAUUGAUGAGAUGCUAGGAGAAGGGGAUGUUAAAAGGGAAGAACGGAAUAGAAAAUACAGUGGUACAUCCGAAGAGACAAUUGAUCACAAGUCUGCCCAUGAGAAAUUGCAGCCAUCGGAUAUGGACGAGAAAGUUGGGAUUGAUAUUGAUUAUACUCAAAGCUAUAGGAAGCAGAUGGAGCAGAGCCGGAGGCUUAAACAGCAACAGGAAAUCGAGAUGGCAAAAUCAGAAAAAUACACCAGCCCUAGGAAAGAAAAUGCUGAUGAAUUUGAGAAAAGAAGCUUGGUUCAUGAAGUGGGUAAGCCUCCUCAGGACGUAACUGAUGAUUCUCCCCCGGUGAAACGAAGAAAAACUGACCAGUUUGAUUUUGAAAUUACCAUGAAAAGAGAGAGAAAUUACAGAAGCUCUCGUCAGCUAAGUGAGGAUUCAGAGAAAACCGUUCUCUCUCCUGGAUUUCGACACAUUCUGUCAUAUCAGGAUGAGGAAGAAAACGCCACUGACUCUCCACGUCAGCCAUUGCUACCAAAGGAACCUAAAGAUUCUCCCAAACUGGACCCUACAGUUCACAUUUCCAUGAGAGAAGAGCCACCGAAAUGCAAUGCUCAUGAACCGAGCAAGCGAGAGCAAACCUUGGAGUUAUCCAGAAUGAAACUAACAUCGCAGAGCUCAGAAGAAGAGACUCCGAGGUGGGAAACGCGUCUAAAACUAGAUGCGAAUCGCCUUGACGUUAGCUUUCCCAGUAGUAUUAUAAAACGAGAUGGAAUUCGGAAGCGCUCUGUCCGUGAGCUGGAACCAGGAGAGGUACCGUCGGAUUCUGACGAGGAUAAUGACAAAUCUCACUCACCUAAAGCUUCAACGUCUUUUGAAGGUUCUCGAUUACCCUUCUUUCUGCGGAACAGAGAUGACAGACUAUCGGACCUAAAACCACCCAGUUCACUAGAAAGGAAUAAAUUCUACUCGUUUGCACUUGACAAGACAAUCACACCAGACACCAAGGCACUGCUCGAAAGGGCAAAGUCACUUUCUUCAUCCCGAGAAGAGAACUGGUCGUUCCUGGAUCGGGAUUCAAGGUUUGCCAGCUUUCGGAAAGACAAAGACAAGGAAAAGGUUGAGUCGGCGCCAAGGCCAAUCCCAUCUUGGUACAUGAAGAAGAAGAAAAUCCGAACGGAUUCUGAAGGCAAAAUAGAUGAAAAGAAAGAUGAUCAUAAGGAGGAGGAACAGGAGCGACAAGAACUAUUUGCUUCCCGUUUCCUGCACAGUUCAAUUUUUGAACAAGAUUCAAGGCGCCUGCAACAUCUUGAAAGGAAGGAUGACGAUCUGGACAUCAUUUCGGGUCGAUCUUUUGGGAGGCAAGGGUCCUUUGAUGGUUCCAGCAAUACACCGGAGAUGGUGCAAGAGCCUGUUGUCUUGUUUCACAGCCGAUUCAUUGAAUUGACCCGUAUGCAGCAGAAAGAAAAAGAAAAGGAUCAGAAACCAAAGGAACUGGAGCGACGAGAAAUUGAGAAUGAAGUUCAGCCGAGAACACCAGAGGGUCUACCUGAGUUGAAAGAACCUGAAUUAAAGAUUAUAAUGCCUCAUCCGAGGCCUCUAGCACCACCACCUCCUACCACAAGUUCCCAAAUGAUUGAACAGCAUGAAACUACUCAGGAUAAAUUAGCAAGUGAAACAUUAGUGACUGAAAAGCUAGCUACUAGUUCAGGGGAGAGUCGUACAGAAUCAGCCCCUGUGGCUGAUGCACCUAAACCUGUCAUUGUUAAUGUUAGUCCCUGUGAAGAAAUUGAACCUAUUCUUAACAAGCAAAUACCGGUAGAUGUAAAUAUUACUGCAGAUCCAGUGGUUACUGAGCAAGAACGUGCAGUUCGAGAACAUCCUUCUUAUUUGGACACUAAACCACCAACUCCAGGAGGGACAAAUCUACAAGAUCUCUGCCCUGAUCCAGAGCCUGAAGUACUAGAGUGUAACACUGACUUUUCCAAACCUGUCCAGAGAGAGAUGGGAUCAGAUGACCACAAAGGUGACAAGAAUCCUGCCAGCAGUGUGAAUCAGAGAGAAGAGAAUUCCGAGGUCCAUCCGCACAUUUCUGACAAUGAAGUAGAUGCAGAACCUUGCCUCAUUUUAAAAGAAAAAAGAACUUCCAAAAGUAAACGAACAAAGACUCCAGUGCAGGCAAUCACUGUGAGUGUCACCGAAAAACCUGCCACCAGGAAGAGCGAGAGAAUCGACCGUGAAAAACUGAAGAGAUCAUCAUCCCCACGCGGUGAAAGUCAGAGACUCCAGGAACAGAAGCUGGAAACCGAAAAGGUCUCCAGAAAUACAGCAAAAUCUCCGAGUUCUGCCCCUGAGUCUGAGACGUCAGACACACCUCUGCCAUUAGGUAGAACAAGACGCAGGAAUGUGCGUUCUGUUUAUGCCACUGUUGAGGAAGGCCCGUCUGUAAAUAAAGAAUCGACAGAUGCCUCGCGUUCAACUAGGAAAAGAGGUGAAAAGGAAAUUCAAGAUUCUCCAAACGUACAAACUCCACCACGAAGAGGAAGGCCUCCAAAAUCCAGGCGUAGACCGGGUGACGAGACUUCUCCUAUUAAAGCUGAACCAGUGAAACAAGAAGUUGAGGAAGUAGAACAUAAAGAUGUCAUCGAAAGUCCCAAACCUGCUGAGGGAUGGAAGUCACCGAGGUCACAGAAAGCAGCCCAGAGUUACUCUUCAGCUACACUGAGCAGCCACGCGGGAAAGAAAGGUGUCAAAAUGGAAGCCCGAAUCCCAGAGAUUUGUGUUGAACCUGUUGUGGAUGUUGCAGAGUCUGUAAAUCAACAAAUGUCAACAGGUGAGCACAUCAGAAAAGCCUCAGUAGAUGGAGGUAAUGUACUAAGUGAUCAGAAACUUGACAAAAAUGAUGGAGAGUUGGAGAAAUGCCCAGCAGAUAGCAGUUCCAGUGAGUUGGUAGAAAAAAAGUCUACAGUGGAGAAAGGGUCAAAGUCAAAGGGCGGCAGAGGAAGAAAUGCAAAGCUCAGUGAAGACAAGAUGUGUCUAAGAAAUCUGGAAAUCAGACUCAACACUGAGGAAGUAAAAGGUGUUCUUCAGGCAGGUGAUGGAGAGGCGUCUAUGACGAAGAGCAAAGACACCCUGAAAGAGGACAAUCCAUCACUCAAACUCAAAGAUGAAACUGAGCAUCCUUUUUCAGAAACACCCAAAUCACCAGAAAAUAAGCCUGAAUGCUCACCAGAGGCUGUACAGCGUGCGAAACAGAUAGAACUUGAAAGAGCAGUGGAGAAUAUCGCAAAAUUAACAGAAAUUCCAACCUUACAUCCUUACAAAGAGCCUUCAGAUGACUCAGAUGUUAGAACAGAAGAAGAGGUAGAAAAGCCUGCCCAUCUGGCCAGUGAAACUGAGCUUGCAGCAGCAAUUGACUCCAUCAUUGCAGAUGAAUCGGCAGAAGCAGAUGGCUUUCCAUCUGCUCCAAGGUACCCUGCUGAACCAGCGGUAGCGGGUAUUUCAGAAGAGCAGAUAGCACUGUCCACACCUCCAGAAAGUGUACAACCAGAAACUGAUCAGGCAAUUGCCAACAUAUUGGAGGCUGAUGCAGAUGCUGGUGUCUCAGCCCGUUCACUUUCUAAGGCGUCAUCCUCUGGCCGCUCGAUGUCUAAGUCCUCAGCUUCAAGCCGUUUGUCCAAAGCCCCAAUCCGCUCAGUUUCUAAAAGUCCCACCUCAAUGGACCAUCCAUUUCCUGAAAAUUCUGCCUCAAUAGACACUGUUUCUGAAACUGGCCAACUGGUUGAUGGUAUAAUUUCUGAAGAUCUCCCUUCAAAAGAGAAAUCGAGUUCUGAGGCUCCUGUCUUCGUGGACUCGGCCUCAUCAGAAAGCGUCAUUUCAAAAGCUGCUUCUUCCUCGGACACUUCCAAUUCUAAAGCUUCGUCAGACAAUGUGAUUGCUAAAGCUUCUUCAGCCGACAAUGUCAUUGCUAAAGCUGCUCCCUCUUCAGACACUGUAAUUACUAAACCUUCAUCGGACAGUGUAAUUACUAAACCUUCAUCGGACAGUGUAAUUACUAAACCUUCAUCGGACAGUGUAAUUACUAAACCUUCAUCAGACAGUGUAAUUACUAAACCUUCUUCAGACGGUGUAAUUUCUAAAGCUUCUUCAGAGAGUGUAAUUACUAAAUCUUCAUCGGACAGUGUAAUUUCUAAAGCUUCUUCAGAGAGUGUAAUUACUAAAUCUUCAUCGGACAGUGUAAUUUCUAAAGCUUCUUCAUUGGAUAAUGUUGUUUCUAAAGCUUCUUCAUCAGACAGUGUCAUUUCUAAGGUUUCUUCAUCGGAUAGAGUCAUUUCUAAAACUACUUCAACAGAGAGCAUCAUAUCUAAAGCUUCAUCGGACACCGUCAUUUCUAAAGCCUCAUCAGAAACUGUAAUUUCUAAAGCUUUAUCAUCAGAGACUGUCAUUUCUAAAGCCUCUUUGUCGGAGACUGUCAUUUCUAAAGCUUCUACCUCUUCAGAAAGCGUGAUUUCUAAAGUUUCGGCCUUGUCAAAGAUUUCUGAAGCUGUUGUCUCGGUGGAUAGCAUCUCAGUAAGUAGUGUUGUCUCUCAAGCGCCUGCAUCAAAAGGUGGCGUUUCCCAAGUUCCAGUCUUGGAAAAUUUGGUUUCAAAAGCUGCAGUCUCAGUUGAUUCGAUUUCAAAAGCUGCUCCAGUGCUGACGGCAGUGACUGAAGCGAACGAUGCUGAUGUGUGCCCCCAACAAAAAGAUGCAGAUGCACGUCUCCAGCAGUCUGCAACCACAGCCCAGGGGACGGAAAAACUUCCAUUGCCAGAGCCCAUUGAGGUCCCACGGACUCCUGGUCGCAGAGGACGCCCAAAACCUAGAAACACUCGGCGCAAUAAGAGAACCAGCGCCAGCAGGAAGGGAGAUCCAACCGACAGCAAUAAUUCAGAACCUGAAAUCGUGCAGGUUUCUACAGAUUUAAAACAGAAUAGUGUUGCAAAUACAGUGGAGACAAUCUUAGAAAAACCUUUCAAGGAACCCUCAAACAAAAAAGUGGUAGAGCCACUUUGUGCUGCUCCCAGGAGUGAUGUUGAGAAUCUGACCAGAGUAGAAUUGGGCAAACCUGAACAUGUAAGAGCCACUGAACCAGAUAAGGAGCCAGCAGCUGAAGCCGUUUCACCUCAUGAGCCACUACUUUCAUCGCGUUGCGAAGAGAGUAAGAGUCCUUCGUAUUUCAAAUUAAAGCAACCCACUGAUCAUAUGCCUGAAAUACAACCAAAACCAAAUCUGCCACGUGUGGCCAUUACUGCUCUCCCUACUACAGUUGCUGCAAAGAUCCCAGUAACUGUAACUUCUGGCUUGGUGUCUACGCAUGCUAGUUCUGGGAUUGUGCCAGAGUCCUGGUUGUCUAGGCAUGAAGCUGCCCGUACGUGCUCCACCCCACCCCCAGCUCCCCCUCCAGAUACUAAAGCUUCUGACCUUGACACCAACUCCAGUACCUUGAGGAAAAUUUUAAUGGAGCCAAAAUAUGUGUCCGCUACCAAUGCCCCAACUACGUUUGUUACCACGUCUAUAAGUGAGCCACUAUCUGCAGUUCGAUCAGAGGAAGGUUUUCCUACAAGUGAGAGUAAAAAGCUGGUCCUGGAUGAGAAGCCUGCAGUUCCACCAAGCAGUGUUGGAGGACCACAUGCACCAGAGGUGUUUUUUAAUGAAAAAGAAAACCUUGUCAGUUCUCUAAUUGCACCCAAAGUCACGUCCGUGAUCAGCAGAAUGCCACUAAUUGUAGACCACGAGGAAAUGCCAAAAGUGGCUGUCAACAGUCGUGGCCCUGCCAACCUUCCAUCUCUGUCAUCUACUCUACAAGCCAUGCCAUUGACCAAACAGAAAUACAGACCAAACUUGACUGAAAACAGCAGGUAUCAGCUUGGAACAGUGGGAUUCAUUGGGGACGAGUCCAGGCCAGUGGAUAGCGUCCCAUUAAACCAAGGGUCAAGUCUGGGUUUGAGAGUGAAUACAUCUGAAGGGGUGGUUGUUUUGAGUUACUCGGGCCAGAAGACGGAAGGUCCUCAGCGCAUAAGUGCUCCAAUCAGCCAGAUACCGCCAGCGAGUGCAGUUGAUAUAGAAUUUCAGCAAUCUGUAUCCAAGUCUCAAAUCAAACAAGAGCAAGUCACGCAGGCCCAGCCGAUGGUAAAAAGUUCACAAACUGCAACAGGCUACAGCAAUGUCAUUAGUACCCAUUCUUCAAGUGCACUCACUGGGCAUAUGAGCUCUCAGCCUUAUAAUACGUCACCUGUGAUUUCUUCUAUUAAACAGGAACACCAAAUCCAAGACAAAUCUGAAGCUGCUCUCCAUUCGGGUCCCUUGCCUGCUUCUCAAUCAGGGGCAAGUAAGAUUGUCCCUGGAUCUGUCUCUCAGGUCCUUGUCUACAAUCUUAUGCAAACGCAGAAUCUUGUAGCUGCUGGCAAAAAAUCUGGAGAGCCUAUUGCCCCCAAAGUUGAAGCUGGCAAAGUACCACAGUCCACUCUGAGUCCAGGGAUAAGCCCACAUCAUGUUGCUGCUAUGCCAAGUAAAAUGCAGUCUGAUACGAACCACAUCAGUUCUGGCCAUGGCACCCCAAGUGAUCGAACCCUCCCUCUACCCGUUUCUAUAAAACAGGAACCCCAUUCUCCACGCACAUGUGUUCAUUCUCCCUCUCCAUUUCCUAAAGUAUGUCAGCCCAAUAACACCUCGGCCACUUCCCAGUCUAUAAAUGCUAGCACGGUUCUCAAUGCAGGUCUCUCUAUGUCACAGUACGUUCCCAGUGUCCAUUUACCCGAACAGUCAGUCAUUAUGCCCCCUCAUAGUGUGACACAGGCCCAGGGGGUCGGUUUAGGUCAUCUUUCUCAGGGUGAUGCGCGAAUGAAUGCUUCUUCAGUAUCGAGUAUUCCAUAUGGGAUACGUCCUGAGGCACACCAUCCCUCACCCAGGGCUGUGCUGCAACCUCAAAUGGAACUCCGUUCUCCGCGAUCAAACACGCCACAGUCAUCUGUUAUCAGGGACCUGUGCAUGCCUCCAUUAAAUAAUCAGCAUCAACCAGAUGAUGAGUUAAUGCAUUAUGGACUUCGAAGAGGAUCAGGUCCUUUGCAACCAGAUGUCCUUGUUAUGCAGCCAGACUACAGACUACGACUGGACCAAUACAACGUACCACAAGAGAUGUUGCUGCACCAUGAUGUUCGGAUGAUGUACCCACCUAUGUCUGCUGUAGGAGAUGUUCAUACAGAGGCCAGACAAGCCAGGACUCCUGAAGGAUCUGUUAAAACUCCUCCUGUUAGCAAAACCCCUCAACCAGUGAAAGAGGUCUCCAAACAAUCUGAGGUAAAAAUGGCACAUUCUCCUCGCAGUGAAGCCCGAUUGAUUGGUGUCCCUCCAGGAUUGCCCAUGUCCCAGUCUGUUAUGGUCUCUCAUGGGGUUCAGCUCAUGCACCCAGUCCCUGCUUCCUUCCACGACUUUCCACGUGUGUAUGGAGAACUGCGGAACUUUCACCCUCCUCAGCUUAGUCAUCAACAGUUUGCUGGUGUGUCUCCAAUAGGAAUAAAUUUGCCACCUCGCAGCAUGACUCCUCAGGGCAUUUCAGAGGGGGAACAUACACAUCCCAGCCAGAGAAGUAAAACUCCACAGAUAUCGCAGGAGUUAAAGGUGCCUGCUGCCUCUGAACAUUCUCAUCAUGUACCUAUGAACAGACUAUCUGCACAGGUGGAGCUACAGUCUCCUCACCUACCACAUCUGCAGCGAGAGAGGGUACAACCAGAGGUCAACCCUACUUCCUAUCCUUCUCCAACUGGCGUGUCAAUCAAACAUGAAUUGUCGUCCUCCCACCAACCCCUAACCCCAAAACAGCCAUCUUUUAUUUCAACACCUUCCUCAACACUGGGAGCGGCCCCAACGUCUGUGAUGUGUAGGACAGAUCCCCAGAGCCUGACCAAACAGGAGCCACAGCAACCCACCAGCUCACAAAGACCCAUGGACAUGGUACAGCUUCUAACGAAAUAUCCGAUCGUAUGGCAGGGUCUGCUGGCACUGAAAAAUGACACAGCAGCUGUGCAACUACAUUUUGUGUCUGGCAACAAUGUGCUGGCCCAUCGGUCCCUGCCAGCGCCCGAAGGUGGCCCACCUCUCCGAAUUGCUCAACGCAUGCGGCUGGAGGUUACACAGCUGGAGGGUGUGGCGCGACGAAUGACGGUGGAGACUGAUUACUGCUUGUUGCUGGCAUUGCCGUGUGGCCGUGAUCAGGAGGAUGUUGUGAGUCAGACGGAGUCGCUGAAGGCUGGUUUUAUCAGCUACCUGCAGCUCAAACAAGCUGCUGGGAUCAUCAAUGUUCCAAACCCUGGCUCCAAUCAGCCUGCUUAUGUUCUCCAAAUAUUCCCGCCCUGUGAAUUCUCCGAGAGUCAUCUCUCUCGCCUAGCUCCAGAUUUGCUUGCCAGCAUAUCCAAUAUUUCCCCUCAUCUGAUGAUCGUCAUUGCUUCAGUGUGAGCAUUUGUUUGGUCUUUUUUAAAAAAAAACCUUGGACUCCGUUACACUGCCAAUCUUCUUCCAAGCAGCGCCCGACUUGGACUAUGGGCAACUUUGUGUUUACAAUAUUUCCAGCCCUGGGUGAACUGAUGGGCUCCGGUGGCAGAGCGGAAAACCCUCUCUGGGCUCCUGCACUCUUGGCGAUUCCUGUUUAUGUGAAUUGGGAUUACCAUUGCACUAUAUUAGUGACUUGGUGACUGUAUGGCAGUAGAUUGCUAUGGACACUUAUCAUGGUGGCGUCCUGAAGUUUCUCUGAUGGACUUGAAGGCAGGACCUUGGAAAAACCCUCCCUGUAUCAGCAGCAGGGCGUGAGCGGGACAUCUUUCACCCUCACCUUCAGUUGUAAUUAUCAACUUCUUUCUUCCUUUUGUAAAUCUCCCUUUCUUCAAGAGGAAAUCAAAUGAGCUGAUUGCUGAGAGAAAGAGGGAUGAACAGUUUAAACAGAAAAGGGAAAUACACCUGAUGGGAUAUGCAGAAUCCUUGGAAACCAUGCAUUCAAACUUUACCGAAAUUAAAAACCGUACAAUUUUAUCUGUGCCAAAAUGCAUUUUCAGAGAAAACUUAUUUUCAUAUGCAGACUUUGUACUUUCAUUCAUUCUUAAGUGCGCUUCACUGCUCCCUUAACGCUGCCCUUCAAGAUGUGAGAGUAUUUUAUGCUUGUCAGGACAUCUGUUCAGUCUCAUUAAUUUAUAAAUUCUUUCCACAGUCUGUUCUUUGUUUUUUUUUUAUCCUUUCUGUUGUUUGGAGCGUUUCUAGUCUUGAUUUAAGCCAAUGUGGCAAACCCUGGUCUCCAAUAAUAAGCAAAAACUGGUACUGAGUGAAUGAGCCCCCACCCACCGAUAUUACAAGGGGACGGACAUGAGGGGACCAGGCUCCCACAGAAUGGGGUAUCGCUGUCUGAGCCAGCCAUGAACGCUGUAACUACCUACUGACAGCAAGCAGUCUCCUUGUGCUUUUUAAAUGGCGUUUGUAUAUAGUACUUUUGGAAUUCUGUGCUUUGGUCUCUGAUCUGAUUGAUUUGUGUAAAAAAAACAAAAGCCCAGACUUGAACCGUGUUACGCAGUGCUGUAAAUAUUUGUAAAACUCAAAAAAAAAACAAUUUCAUGGUAAUGUUGAAGGCACUUAUAAUUUUGAUACACAGAAUAAAAAUCUUAGCACAUUA